AUGGGCACCUCGAUAAUUAACAUCCAACGCGACAUUAUACUCAACACAAUCCGCAAUGCUGGCGGCCGCGAUUGGAAAGUCCUGGUAGUGGACGAGACUAGCAAGAGAUUGGUUGAAGGUGCCGCAAAGGAAGAGGAGAUUCUCAAUCUCAAUGUCUCCAACAUCGAGCAGAUCGAGCACCGGCGGCCGUCCAAUGCCGACAUGGACGCGCUAUAUAUCCUGUCACCGGAGUCCUACAUUGUGGAUUGCCUAAUGGCAGAUUUUGAGGUGGGACGAUACAGGAAGGCGUUCUUGGUGUGGACAUCGUUCCUCGAUCCGCAGCAAAGGGCUCGACUUGACCGAUCACAGAUGGCGCGCGAACGUAUCGCAGAAUUCCAUGUCAUGAACAUCAACUUCUACCCCCGAGAAUCGCAUCUCAUCACGUUCAAAGAUCCUUGGAGCUUUCCGGUCCUGUUUCACCCUGGCUGCAACAACUUGAUCCGACAGCAUCUAGAGGACUUGGCCCAGAAGAUUGUUUCGCUUUGCGCUUCGCUGGGUGAAUACCCUAUCAUUCGUUACUAUCGACCACGGUCUCCUACUCAUGAAGCUGGUGUUAUGUGUUCCCAUCUGGCUCGUUUCAUUCAAACUGAAAUGGACCAAUUCGCGCAAUUCCAGCGUGAUUUCCCGCCUCAAACAAACCGUCCUCGGGGAGUACUCAUUGUGGUAGACCGCUCUAUGGACCUUUUCGCACCUCUCCUACAUGAGUUCACAUAUCAGGCCAUGGUCCAUGAUCUCCUGCCAAUCAAGGAUGGUGAUAAGGUGACAUACAAGACCGUGUUCAACGAAGGCGCAAAGAACGAGGAAGUAAAGGAGAUGGAGAUUGGCGAGGAAGAUCGUGUCUGGGUUGAUUACCGCCACAUGCAUAUGAAGGAUGUGCUUGGGAAACUGGGAGAGGAUUUUGCCAAAUUCCGAGCAGCAAACCCUCAGUUCGCCGAGGAUAACGAGAAGCACAAUGUCAACACCAUUAAGGAGAUGCUGGCGGGACUCACAGAGUUCCGAGAAGGAAAAAAUGCGUACACCUUGCAUCUCAACAUGGCGCAAGAGUGUAUGAAGUACUUCCAGGACCGGAAGCUUUUGGAAGUGAGCUCCAUUCAGCAGUCCUUUGCUACAGGUCUCGACGAAAACUAUAAAAAGGCAAAGAACCUGGCAGCACAACUGGUACAGCUCCUUGAUGAUGAGUCAGUGGUUCCCCCAGACCGACUCCGCCUACUUCUCCUGUACAUCAUCUACCGCGGUGGACUUCUCGGUGGUGAUAUCCGCAAACUGAUGGCACAUGCCGGACUCCCAUCACAAGACGGAAAUGUCAUUGCCAACCUCGAACUCCUUGGCGUGCGAGUAGAAAAGCCUCUUCGCGACGAGAAGCCACCAGUUCAACCUCUGUUCAACCGACGAAACCCAGUCCCCGAAUCCGAGGAGCUCAGCCUGAGUCGAUAUGAUCUGGCUCUGAGGCAGAUGCUUGAAGAGCAGAUCCGUGGCACCCUAGACCCAACCGUCUUCCCCUUCACACGACCGCAUACCGAGACAGAUGGCGCCUUGGCAGCACAGGAAAUGAUGUCCCAGCAGGCAUCGCUGCGUAGCGCAAAGCCAACUUGGGCACGCACCAAAUCCGUCGACCAACCCCGUCAGCGCAUCAUCGUCUUCAUGGCCGGCGGCGCCACCUACGGCGAGUCACGCGCCUGUCACGAAAUCUCAUCGACAUAUAACAGGGACGUGUUCCUUGCCACAACACACAUGCUAACCCCCGGUCUCUUCCUACGCCAGGUGGGUGAUCUCGGCGUCGACAGACGUCGUCUCGACCUCCCGAUGGAGCGGCCCAAACCCACCGCUCCGGCCCACCUCUUCGAGCGCGAGAAGCCCCCGGCCCCUACACCCCCACCGCAACAGAAGAAGAAGCCCGUGCCCACAGCGCAUCUGAACCCUCCCGCUCCACCAGAAGCGCUGAUGGCUGGCAUGUCCAUCAAUUCAAACGGGGGCAGUCCUGCGUCAUCUGGUAGCGGGAAGAAAGACAAAGAAAAGGAAAAGAAGGAGAAGAAAGAGAAGAAAUACCGUUUCUUCAAGUAG
Messenger RNA from Penicillium nucicola, 2100 nucleotides. RefSeq names its product Sec1 family protein. The coding region runs from base 1 to 2100 and encodes 699 amino acids. Gene Ontology annotation, cellular component: plasma membrane; secretory granule. The transcript is spliced from 7 exons. The record is from RefSeq and is a predicted model, not a curated record. Gene Ontology annotation, biological process: intracellular protein transport; vesicle-mediated transport. Lineage: Eukaryota; Fungi; Ascomycota; Eurotiomycetes; Eurotiales; Aspergillaceae. Gene Ontology annotation, molecular function: syntaxin binding.